Molecule: messenger RNA, 3591 nt
Organism: Manis javanica (Malayan pangolin)
Lineage: Eukaryota; Metazoa; Chordata; Mammalia; Pholidota; Manidae
Gene: PRR18
Product: proline rich 18
Source: RefSeq, a predicted model, not a curated record
AGCUCCCCGCCCUCCCGCUGCCCCGGCGCUGGCUCGUCGCGCGAACAGUCGCCGUGACACCGGCUGGGCGCCGCCGGCACCUAGCGGCCCGCGCGCUCGGCUCCUCCUGCGGGCGCGCCUGGCUCGGCGGCUGGCGGCUGUCCCCCCGGGUCGGGCCCAGGAGCCCCGCGGUUAGGGGAGAGCCCCCGCGCCCGGAAGGACGGAAGGAUCGGAGGGUGCCGUGGCUCAGAGCCCCCGGCGGGGGCCGCCGGGACGCGAGGGAGCCGGGGAUGCCGCGGCCGCACGGAGGGCACCGAUGAUCCGCCGGCUCGGAGGCGCCAUGCCCUUCCCGCCCGUGCCGCCGCCGCUGUCCGCCCCCGCCCCGGGCGUCCCCGCCGCGCGCCCGCCGCCCCGGAGGCCCUGCGCGCCCCGGAAGGCGGCCGCGCCCGCCUGCUCCCUGCCCGGGCCCCCGCCGCCCGCCGCAGCCGGGGAGAAGAAGAGGCGGCCCCCCGAGCGGCCCGAGGGCCUGCUGUCCAGCUCCUGGCCCUCGGCCACCCUGAGGCGGCCGCCCGGCCGGCGCGCCCCCGGCGCGGCUCCUCCGCGCGCCCCGCCCCAGGCCGCGCCCGGCCGCCCGCGCGCCCCGGCCACGUGCCCCGCGCUCCGGCCGGCCGGCUGCGGCGACAGCCCCGCGGGGGACACGGCCUCGGGGCCGCGGGCUGCCUGCGCGGGGGCCGGGCCCGACGACGCCGUGCGCUUCUCCCUGAGCCUCACCCCCGAGGCCGUCCUGGUCAUCCAGAGGCGCCACCUGGAGAAGCAGCUGUUGGCGCGGCCUCGCCGGCUGCUCCCCUCGCCCAACGCCGACCCCAGGCGCCCGCUCGCCGCCUGCCCCCGGGCCAGGGCCGUGGGCCCGGGGAGGGGCGGCGCCCCGGGAGGCCUGGAGGCGCCCCCGGUCCCGGGCCUCCGCCGUCGCUUGCAGCCUCCCCGCGCCCCGCUGCUGCCUGGCGGCCUCCAGGUCCCCGACCCCGUCCCGCGGCCGGCCGACCUGCGCCCAGUGCUCAAGGUGUCGCUGCUCAACGAACGUCACAAGUACGACGACGUGGAGUACGAGGAGGAAGCCGAGGCCCUGGACGAGGGCCUGGUGCGCAAGUGCACUGAGUGGCUGCGCGGCGUGGAGUCGGCGGCCGCUGCGCGCGACCGCGCUGAGCCGGUGGACAUGCUGCCGCACCUGAGCACGCUGUGAGCCCCGGCUCCAGGGUACGCGCGGCCUCGAGAUGCCACUGCCCACCUCCCGAGCGCACUGCUCCAUCUGGGCGACUGUGAGCCGCCUGGGCCUGGUCGAACAGGGUGGGCUCACCCGAUGCCCACAGCCUGCUUCCUGGACACACCACCCUACCUGGGCACCCUGUGUGUGGGGAGACACACAGGCUUGUCUGACGUCCACCGCACCCCUCCGAGUCACCUGUGAUCCAGGUGGGCCCGCAUGAGACAGGCUUGCCUGACUCCAGUGGCGCACCUCCUGCCUGGGACAGCCGACCACCCUCCCUCACCAUGCCUGUGGGUGGUCUCUACCCAACAAGUAUGCCUUCUGCACCAUCUGGUCACCUCUUGGCUCCCACAGGUGACCUUGCAGCUCGUGGGGGAGGAAGCAGCGGUGGAAAUGCCUCUCAGCUGCACCCCCACCCAGGGUUCAUGUAGGUCCUGGAGACCCUCUGCCUUUGGGGCUGACCGCAGUCUGUGUGUGCCAUUCUGGUAGGGUGCCCUGGUCUGAGCGGCAGGUGACAGCUGGCUGGAGGGUGGGGACCACAAGGAUGGCCGAUUUUGGUUUUUCUAAAUAGAAAUUCAGGGCUGUUGGAAGGCUGGAAACUCAAACUAACCGGGUUUUGGAAAUUGGAAGGGUGAGGAUUAGCAGCAUCACCACCGGGUGAGUGGACGCGCUGCCAACCCCAGCUCUUGGGUUUCUGCAGUGACGGUGAGGCUGGGUGCUCUGCAGCUACACAAGCCAACACAAGCACGCACACACACUUAUGUGCUCACACCUGCACAUGCACAUACACCUGCACACACACACAUGCUCUCACACACUGUACCUGCCUGCAACACAAUGCCCUCACACUGCACGUGUGCACACAUACAUGUGCAUGCUCAUAAUGCACACUCAUGUUCUCAUACAUGCCCAUAAUGCAUGCACACACUUCCCCUUACACUCACACACAUGUUCUCACACACACCCUUACACAAGUCUCUUCUGAAGCACAGCUGUGGGAACCAUUUUCAUUGGCUGGGCUCAGGUGUGAGCAGAAGCAAGGGUUAGCUUCUGCUAAAAUCCACUGUUUUUAUUUGAAGUGCUCACAAAACAGCUUUUGUGCAACAGAAAGAAAGGGUAACCAAGUGGAAAGGGGAAAAUGCAGAAAGCUGUAUCCAGACACAGAACAAAGUGUUCUGGGCCAGAAGAGCAGUUUAUUUGAGGGAGAAAGCAGGGACUCCCUACGUGGGUGCAGGAUGGAUGCAGGGGCUUCAGUAUUUUUAAUCACUGUGGAAAAAUCAGUGACAUGGUGGCAUAUACAGUUGUACAUAGUGAUUUUUAAAAAAGAACAUUUCUAUUUAUUGUUUAAAGGGUAAAACUCCUCUGCCUUUUAGGAGCCAUGCUCUUCCUGCUAACUCCAGGCUGAUUUCUAGAUAUUUCCUCCAUUCAUCUGAGUAUUUAACUCUAAGGUUGAGGAGGAAAAAAUGUUAUAAUCAGUAAGGCUACUUAUAGAAGAGCAAUGUAUUACCUCAAAUUUUUACUUAUUUUGUAAAAGUCAAUAACUAGAUUAAUAUUGAUCUCCUUAAAAGUGUCAAGUCUUAAUUAUAUUUUACAUUGAAGCCUUACAUUUUAGAAACCAAUUUUGUAUUUUUCUUGUGGCCAUUUGCCCUCGUCUGCCCCCUCUCUCUCCUUCUUUGUUUCUGUUGGGCACAAAUCUAGUUAGACGUGAAGCAUUUAAUUCAGUGGGAGCUACAUCAGCCACCAGAUGCGUAGCAAAAAACAAAACCCCUAUCCACUGAAGGGCUUGUCUUUUCUGACUCCAGUUGGAACACAGAGAGCUAGUUGUCUCUUACUGAAAAUGAGCACAUUAAUACGAGAGAGGCAAGGGGUGUGCCCCCAGCUGUGGCCCUGGAAUCUGCGGAGCCCAGUGCUAGGGAGGAGAGGGGCCUGACUGUGUUCAAGGUGGGCAGCACCUCCCAGUAAUUCAGAGGUCUAGGGUUCUGCUCAUCGGCACCAUAACACUUGUCAAAGACUUCCCUGAAGUAGGGGCUUCGUGAGUACCCUUCCGUGCUGGCCGUGUGCCAUCCAAUCCUGCUGCUGUUACAGGGCGGGGGCUCUCUGUCUGUGGGUCUCUGUGUCCCUGCCCGCCCCCUCGUUUGGGUCCGUGCCUCCUCCUCCCUCUGCCCCUGGGUUCCCCAGCCCAUCCCUGUCUCACAGGCCACAACCGGACACUGCAUCCUUUCUCCUCAUCUGCAUUUGUUGAAUAGUUUUGUGUGCCUUCUUCCUCCCUUUAAAAGAAGAUGAGUGGAGCGUUUAUCUUACUCUGGUUGAUGACCCUCAAUAAAAAACAAAACUGGUUCUAUAGAUGA